AUGAACAGCUUGUUGGCGGGGUACGCCUCGUCGAGCAGCGACGACGCGGGGCCGCCGAAGCGGCGCAACGUCUCCCAACCGCCGGCGCCGAAGCCCAAGGCAAAGGCAAGGCCCACCAAGCCCCCUGCUGCCCGCCUGCCCUCCCUCCCGACCUCGUUCACCAGCACCCCCGACGACCCCAGCGCGCACCAAGGCCGGCGGCGAGCGCGGCCCUUCACUGAUGGGGACUACUACGCGCACAUCUACGCGGAGUUGCCCGUCCCGCCGGCUCUGGCACGCGCGCUCACCGCCGUGAUAGGCGACCUGCGCACCCGGCUGCCCGACUAUGCCGUCCACCCGAUCCUCGAUGGCCCGCAGGCAGCACUACACGUAUCCCUCUCCCACCCGCUGCCACUCCGGCGCGGCCUCACGACGUCUCUCGCGCCAGAACUGGCGUCCGCUGUCGCGAAGCUCAAGUUGGGAAAGCUCAGGUUGAGCCUUGCGUCGCUGGCGGGGUACACCAACACGGCCGGCCGCGCGUUCGUUGCGCUCUGCGUUGGGGCGGGCGCGUCCGAGCUCGCGCGCGCGCUCGAGCACGCCGUCGCGCCCGUGCUCCGCCGGCACCAUCUGCCGGCGUACCAUGACGACGCGGAGUUCCAUGCCUCGUUCGCUUGGUGCCUCCAGGCUGGUGCCGAGGGGGACAAGGAAGAGAGGGAAGGCGACGUCUCGCCUUCAGACGCCGCACCAUUCACGCCCGAGCUGCUCGCGCACCUCGGCGCCACGCGCUCCGCCGCGCUGCUCAAGGCCCAGCCCGCCUCCGGCUGGACCAUCACCGACCUCUGCGUCAAGGUCGCGCGCGACGUCACCCGCAUCCCACUCUAG
This is a messenger RNA of Vanrija pseudolonga, 861 nucleotides long. RefSeq names its product U6 snRNA phosphodiesterase (gene USB1). Bases 1 to 861 code for a protein of 286 amino acids. The transcript is spliced from 3 exons. Gene Ontology annotation, cellular component: nucleus. Gene Ontology annotation, biological process: U6 snRNA 3'-end processing. The record is from RefSeq and is a predicted model, not a curated record. Lineage: Eukaryota; Fungi; Basidiomycota; Tremellomycetes; Trichosporonales; Trichosporonaceae. Gene Ontology annotation, molecular function: 3'-5'-RNA exonuclease activity.